UUCCCUCCUAUCCCCUUCCACUCCGCCGCUCGUCGUUUCCUCCGUCUCUCCUCAGGCAGGCGCUCUCCCUCUCCUCCUGGUCCUGGAGCCGCGACUCAUCUGAACCCUAAACCGUAGAUCCCGGCGCAGCAGGAGCGAGAUAUCCUCCAGCAAGCAAGCAUGAGUCGCCACCCGAGCACCAAGUGGGCGCAGAGGCUGGACAAGGUUUACCUGACGAUUGAGCUGCCCGACGCCAAGGAUGUGAAGCUCAACUUGAGGCCUGAUGGCCAUUUCAACUUCUCGGCAAAGGCCCCUGCUGAUGGCAUGCAGUAUGAGCUUGACCUUGAGCUCUUUGAUGCUGUCAGCGUUGAGGAGAGCCAAGCGGCUGUUGCCCCGAGGGCUAUAUGCUACCUUGUCAAGAAAACUGAGGCCAAGUGGUGGCCUAGGCUGCUCAAGAAGGAAGGCAGGCCGCCUGUGUUCCUCAAGGUUGACUGGGAUAAAUGGCAAGAUGAGGAUGAUGAAGACGCUGGAUUUGGUGACUUUGGUGAUAUGGACUUCUCGAAGCUGGACAUGGGAGGUGGUGAUGACGAUGAUGAUCAUGAGAUUGAGGAGGAUGAUGAUGAAGACAAUGUGGUCGACAGUGCUAACAAAGGUGAUGUAGAUGCUGAGACAGAGCCGGGGAGCAAGGGAGGGGAAGCUCCAUCAGCUGCUGGUGAAGAAGCAAAGCCAUAAGAUUGGAGGCGAUGGCAUCGAUCGUUACAACUUAUGAUGGUUAUGAGAUCUGUUUCUAGACGCGAGGUAGAAUUUUGGUGUGCCCCUGAAGUUGGGUAGUAGAGGUGGGUGUUGGUAGCUUUUGGCCCGGGGCUAUCUGUAGUGUUCAACGUUAUUCUGCACCUUUUGUUUACUAGUAAAUUGUAUGUGCUUUGCACGUCACUUAAAUAUAUAAAAGCAUGGGAAAAUACAUUUGAAUAUGUAUUUCCUUUCCUAGAAUCAUAUUAGACAA
Messenger RNA from Triticum dicoccoides, 982 nucleotides. RefSeq names its product co-chaperone protein p23-1-like. Gene Ontology annotation, molecular function: protein-folding chaperone binding; Hsp90 protein binding. The transcript is spliced from 6 exons. Lineage: Eukaryota; Viridiplantae; Streptophyta; Magnoliopsida; Poales; Poaceae. The record is from RefSeq and is a predicted model, not a curated record. Bases 160 to 711 code for a protein of 183 amino acids. Gene Ontology annotation, cellular component: cytosol; nucleus. Gene Ontology annotation, biological process: chaperone-mediated protein complex assembly; protein folding.